AUGGGCAAGAAGGGCCGCAAAGGUGUUGGCAAACGUGACGGCAACGGCAGAGCAGCCUCGUCAGGCGGCAACAAGAAGAUCCCACAAAAGCACAAGACGCAGCAAGUAGCAGGUAAACCAAAGUCCAAGCAGCAACAGCAGCAGCAGCAGCACAAUGGGCAAACUCGCUCGAAAAGCAGACCGAAAGCUGUGACAUCGGCCGAGCGCCUCGUGGAAAUGCGGCGCAAACUGGACGGCGGGAAGUUCCGCAUGCUCAAUGAACAGCUGUAUACGACCACAGGCGACGAGUCGUUCGAGACGUUCCAGAGCGACCCAGAGCUCUUCGACGUGUACCACCAGGGCUUUCGAGAGAUGUCGGACAAGUGGCCGACGAACCCUCUCGACACUUUUAUCGACUACGUCAAACGCCAUCCAGAGGCAGUGGUGGCGGAUUUCGGCUGUGGGGAUGCCAGGCUGGCCGAGAGCGUGCCAAAUAAGGUGCACUCGUUCGACCUCGUGUCUCGCAAAGAGCACGUGACUGCAUGCAAUAUUGCUCAUGUUCCGUUGAACGAUAGCUCUAUCGACAUUGGCGUGUAUUGCUUAGCGCUCAUGGGGACGAGUGUCCGCGAGUACGUGCGCGAAGUACACCGCGUGCUAAAGCCUGGGGGCGUGCUGAAGAUUGCCGAAGUGAAGAGCCGCUUUGAAAGUGAGACGCUGGGCGGGAUUCCUGGAUUCGUCCAGACCCUUCGUCAAAUGGGGUUCGACUGCAAGCACAAGGACGAGCGCAAUAAGAUGUUCGUGCUCUUUGAUUUUGUCAAGUCACUGCGCAACCCGCAGAGCGUCGGUCCGAUACAGUUCAAAGCGUGCGAGUACAAGCGACGAUAA
Messenger RNA from Hyaloperonospora brassicae, 864 nucleotides. NCBI's taxonomy places the organism in Eukaryota, Oomycota, Peronosporomycetes, Peronosporales, Peronosporaceae. The record is from the annotation of a GenBank genome assembly.